CGGCGAUGUUCCGGGGAACGUCGGGUCCGACGGGCGUCCGUCGGUGUCGGCAGUCGUCGCGGCGCCGCGACCGAGAAGACCGGGACGAGCGGAACGGUCGGGAGCACCGGGAGAGACGCAGCAGGGACGAAACAGAUCCAGGCGGACUGUUAAGACCGGAGGAAGUCAGAACACCGACCGCCGGACUGCGACCGAGGCGAGGCGCGUAACGCAGCACCGUCGGCGAUGGAGUCGGACGGGCGGCGAAAAACGGCGUCGCCUGCGCCGCGCCGGGCGGCCGACUGACGGAGCGGCCGCAGGCACGUCGGGCCCGUUUUUCGUGGCGAUGUCGGCCGGGUCAUUAGGGGCCGAGUCGGCGCCGACUGCGGAUCGGCCCGCCGGCUAGCCGACGAGAGGUGACGUCAUGGUUCGGCGGUGGAGGCCGCUGCUGGCGGCGCUGCUCGUGGCGGUGGUGGGGGCGGGAACUGAGCGGGCUGACAAUGCCACCGGCUGUGUCUGGACGGCCCGGCCGCCGGCCGUCACCUGCCACUGGCGGCACGUGGCCGGUGAGGACGCCGUGGUCCCCGAGGAGGGACACCGGCUGGCCGGCCAGGUGUCCUCUGUGACCGUCUCCUGCAGUCGGCGGCACUUCUUCCACAGCCAGCUCGGAGCGGGCGCGUUCGCCGGGCUGGAGGGCGUGCGGCACCUGAAGGUGCUCCACUGCAAGCUAGAUGAGCUGGCCAGAGAGCCUCUGGCGCCGCUGUCCGACCUCCGAGAGCUCACCGUCAGAACGGGCAACUCCGACUGGGGAUCACGACAGCUGCGGGUGCCUCCGCGGGCCCUCGCCGGCCUGCGGCAGCUGCGCAAACUCGACCUCAGCUUCAACGGCAUGCAGAAACUGGAAGUGGACUCGCUGUGUGGCGCUCCGAAUCUUCAUCGCGUCAUCCUGGCGCAUAAUUCGCUGGAAGUGUGUCAGAUCGGGCUGUCAGGCUGCCCCAGCAAAGUCCACCACCUCGAUCUAUCGCACAAUCAGCUCGGCGACAUCCCCUCGGGCUGCCUCUCCGGGCUGCGUCACCUGCGCUCCCUGCGACUCAGCCACAACCGGAUCCGGGCUCUGGGAGCUGCGGCGUUCGAGGCGCUGCCGCAGCUGCGGGCCGCCAUGAUCGAGUCGAACCAGGUGAGGCACGUCGCCGAGACCGCCUUCUCACAGAACACUGAGCUGCGCCGACUCGAGCUGCAGGACAACGAGAUCGAGCGGCUCGGCGCGACCACGCUGCGCAGCCUGCGGCACCUGACGCUGCUCAACAUGUCGCAUAACGCUCUCGGCACGGACAACGGCUCGGUGUCUCUGCGUGGCGCGCUGCGGCUCACCGUCCUCGACUUAUCCCACAACUCCCUACCCGAGCUCCCGGAGCUGGAUGGACUCUUCAGUCUGCAGGCCCUCAACCUCUCCAACAACCGGAUCUCCUCCGUCAGCGGCGAGCAACUCGAGCAGCUGGUCAACCUCGGCACACUGGAUCUGAGCGCCAACUGGGUGCAGCGUCUGCCGACGCUGGCGCUCCGAGGACUGGCGCAGCUCACACUCGCACAGAAUCAGAUCCAGACGGUGGCUCCGGCGGCGCUUGUGGGCUGCGCGGCGCUGCGCAGUCUGGACCUGACCGACAACCUGCUGCAGACCAUGCCGUCCACGGUGUAUCAGCUGAGGUAUCUGGAGGAGCUGAAAAUUGCCGGUAACAGGCUGGAGAGAAUCAUUCCGCGGUACGAAGCAAGGGGCAGGGGUGGACUAACGCGGCUCCUUACGUUGGAUCUAUCCAGAAACAACAUAACCACGAUACAAAGCACCGACCUACUGCCCAUGUGGAACGUUCGCUGGCUCGAUCUCGGAGACAACAACAUCUCUAGCGUUGCAGUGGGAACUUUCCAGAAACUAGGUGCGAUCUCGAUGCUGCGGUUAGCAGGAAAUCACAUCAGAGAGGUCGGCCAGCUGUUCAUGGCGAUGAAAACGCUACAUCAUCUGGAUCUAUCUCGUAAUCAAAUCACUUACUUUGACCUCGGAAUGAUUCCUCGAACUUUGCGUUACCUUGAUUUAGGUUUCAAUAAUCUGCCAACGCUGAAUAACACCUUCAACGUUGAAAAUAUUAUCGAGUUAGAAGUUCUGAACCUGACAAACAACGCCAUAAACGAACUAGCAGCUGGUGUCGUGCCGGCCCGCCUAGAACGGCUAAUACUCAGUCACAAUAACAUUUCAAAGAUAGCCAGCGACGUUUUCAACAAUCGGACCGGCCUGAAGUUGGUAGACCUCAGCUGGAACAAACUCCGUGCUCUGAAUGACUUCCCGUUCAAGAACCGGUCCCUGAAACUGGGUGGAAAUCCCCUGAUGUGCGACUGCACGAUGGAAUGGCUACUGACCGGUUCAACGAACAUCAUCGAUCGCCAUCAGAUCACCUGUGAAGUAGCCGACAGCCGGUGGCGGGGUCCCCGUUCGCUGGCCGCCAUGUCCCGGUCCAUGUUCUUGUGUCAGUACGAGACGCAUUGCUUUGCGCUGUGCUUCUGCUGCGAGUUUGACGCGUGCGACUGCGAGAUGGCGUGUCCCGAGGGCUGCUCCUGCUUCAAUGACCACCUCUGGAGUGUCAACAGAGUCGACUGCUCCCACCAGAACCACUCUCAGAUCCCGCAGCCGAUGCCGAUGGACGCCACGGAUGUCUUUUUGGACGGUAAUGCCAUUGCCUCGCUGGGAAACCACGUUCUAAUCGGACGCAAAUUCAUGCAGAGGCUGUACCUGAACAACUCAGACAUCGACGCUGUCGACAACAAAACCUUCAACGGACUAACUGGACUGCAGGAGCUGCAUCUACAGCACAACCGCAUCCACACGCUGGUCGGGUACGAGUUUGAAGACCUCUCUAGUCUGCGUCUCCUCUACCUGCACCACAACCAAAUCGCCUGGCUCAACGCCAGCGUGUUCCAGCCUCUUCAGCAGCUUCAGGAGCUGACCCUGCACCACAAUCAGCUGACUGAGCUCGAUCACUGGCCGUUCCUGUCCAACCAGGCGCUGUCGCUGCUCACGCUCUCUGAGAACCCCUGGAGCUGCGGCUGCAGUCAUCUGCGCCAGCUGGGAGACUGGCUACGCGCGGCUGCCGACCGGGUCCCCGACGCGACUGCGGUGACCUGCUAUGACCCAGUGGUGUCCGCGGUCGGUCCUCCGCUCCUGGAGGGGCCCCAGGAAGACUGCCGCCGCCUGCCGACGGCGGUGCUCUCCCAGCGCAGAGACGUGUACGUGUCUCUUUCCCUGUUUGCCGUCCUCUCCGCCAGCGCGCUCCUCCUGUUGGCGGCGUGUGUGUUCCUGUUCAGACGUCAGAUUCGGUACCUCCUGUUCACCGAGCUGAACGUGCGGCUCGGCGAGGCCGACGACGGCGAGGGCAGCAUGUUCGAUGUGUUCGUCAGUCACGGCAGCAAGGACACGCAGCUGGCCAGUCAGCUGGUGGCCGAGUUGGAGACGGGCCACCCGCCGUACCGCUGCUGCGUGCUGCACCGGGAUGUGCCACCGCAGCCGGCCGCCAUUCGGCGCGCGGCCGCCGCCAGCCGCCGCGUGCUGCUCGUCGUCACACAGAACUUCCUCGACAACGAGUGGUGCCACUUCGCCUUCAAGUCGGCGCACACGGAGGCGGCGGUGAGCGGCCGGCGGAGGCUGGUGGUCGUGUGUGACGGUGGUCUGCCGGACGCCGACACCGACCAGGAGAUGACCCUGCUGCUGCGCACACACCCGGUGGUCAGGUGGGGCGAGAAGCGCUUCUGGCAGGCGCUGCGCUACCGCCUGCCCCGGCCUCGCGGCGCCCCGCCUGCCGAGCCGUGGUGGCGCCGGUGGCGGCUGUCGCGGGCCGGAGCCGACUCCAGUCUGACACGGUCUGUCAGCUCGUCAGUGCUCUGCGAGCCCGUGGAGGGCGUCGAGACACUCGAUCACCCCGAGAAGGGCUCCGCCGCCGAGACGAGCGCUCUCGUCCCCGCCAAAACGCCCGUCUCCAGCCAGGUACCGAGUCUGUACGUGGAAAAGUACGAUAACUCGCGCGUCUACUACACAAUAGACUUCCACGAGCGCUCGUCAGGGGACGAAUCCGUCCCGCCGGCCGCGCGACAUGCCACGCUGCACACCUAUCAGAACAGUGACGGGGGCGGCUCGCCGCGAGCUUUCGAUGCCUCGCCGCGGCAGUGUCUGUCCGGCGGCGGUGGGCCGCUCGUGUGGCUGGAUAGGCCGGACGAUGGCCGCGUCCCAGAGGCAGUGUACGAUGAUGUGGCGGGCGAGGGGGCGCGACCCGAGCCGGACGCGCCCGGGUACGUGCCGGCCAGCUGGGUGUUUUACUCUGUCCGCCGACCGUCCGGCAGCCGCAGAAACAGGCACUCCGGCCAGACGUAUCUCGUCUAGAGGGUGGCACUACCCACAUACCUGGUGUUUCGUCCAUGCGUCCAGUUAUUGAGGAAUGCGCUCGUGUAUGUAUUGAUGCCAAUAUGGUCGGUCGCGUCCACGUGUUAUUUGCUGUGUAAAUGCUACGUGACGAUCUCAUGAUGAUCUCAGCUGUCCCGAGUAUUACAAUUUAUUUCUAGUUUGUGUAGAUAAUAAAUACAUUUUUAUGAUAUGAA
Molecule: messenger RNA, 4614 nt
Organism: Amphibalanus amphitrite
Lineage: Eukaryota; Metazoa; Arthropoda; Thecostraca; Balanomorpha; Balanidae
Product: toll-like receptor 7
Exons: 2
Coding region: 404-4399 (1331 amino acids)
Biological process (GO): signal transduction
Molecular function (GO): protein binding
Source: RefSeq, a predicted model, not a curated record